UCGGGAGAGCUGUCACUUCGCUCUCUGGCAGGAGCCUGCGAACACAGGGAGGGUCUGUCUGUGGGAGACUCCAGACUGUAGGCGCUGCCAUGGCCCCUGUGCUUAGCAAGGACACCGCGGACAUCGAGAGCAUCCUGGCUUUAAAUCCUAGAGUACAAACUCAUGCAACUCUGCGUUCCACUUCAGCCAAGAAAUCAGACAAGAAACAUUGGAAAAGAAAUCCUGAUAAGAACUGUUGUAAUUGCGAGAGGCUGGAGAAUAAUUUUGAUGACAUCAAGCACACGACUCUUGGUGAGCGAGGAGCUCUCCGAGAAGCAAUGAGGUGCCUGAAAUGUGCAGAUGCUCCCUGUCAGAAGAGCUGUCCGACUAAUCUAGAUAUUAAAUCGUUCAUCACAAGUAUUGCAAACAAGAACUAUUAUGGAGCUGCCAAGAUGAUUUUUUCUGACAACCCACUUGGUCUGACGUGUGGAAUGGUGUGCCCAACCUCUGAUCUUUGUGUAGGUGGAUGCAAUCUAUAUGCCACUGAAGAAGGGCCAAUCAAUAUUGGUGGAUUGCAGCAAUUUGCUACUGAGGUAUUCAAAGCAAUGAAUAUCCCGCAGAUCAGAAAUCCUUCUCUGCCUCUCCCAGAAAAAAUGUCUGAAGCCUAUUCUGCAAAGAUUGCACUUUUUGGUGCUGGGCCUGCAAGUAUUAGUUGUGCUUCCUUUUUGGCUCGAUUAGGUUACUCUGACAUCACUAUAUUUGAAAAACAAGAAUAUGUUGGUGGUUUAAGUACUUCUGAAAUUCCUCAGUUCCGGCUGCCAUAUGAGGUGGUGAAUUUUGAGAUUGAGCUUAUGAAGGACCUUGGGGUAAAGAUAAUUUGCGGUAAAAGCCUUUCAGUGAAUGAAAUGACACUCAGCACUUUGAAAGACAAAGGCUACAAAGCUGCUUUCAUUGGAAUAGGUUUGCCAGAACCCAAUAAAGACCGCAUCUUUCAAGGCCUGACGCAGGACCAAGGUUUUUAUACAUCUAAAGACUUCUUGCCACUUGUAGCCAAAGGCAGUAAAGCAGGAAUGUGUGCCUGUCACUCUUCAUUGCCAUCCAUACGGGGCACCGUGAUUGUACUCGGAGCUGGAGACACUGCCUUUGACUGCGCGACGUCCGCGUUACGUUGUGGAGCCCGCCGCGUGUUCGUCGUCUUCAGAAAAGGCUUUGUUAAUAUAAGAGCUGUCCCCGAGGAGAUGGAACUUGCUAAGGAAGAGAAAUGUGAAUUUUUGCCUUUCCUGUCUCCACGGAAGGUUAUAGUAAAGGGUGGGAGAAUUGCUGCUAUGCAAUUUGUACGGACAGAGCAAGAUGAAACCGGAAAAUGGAAUGAAGAUGAAGAUCAGAUAGUCUGUCUGAAAGCCGACGUGGUCAUCAGUGCCUUUGGUUCGGUUCUGAGUGAUCCUGCAGUGAAAGAAGCCUUGAGCCCUAUAAAAUUUAACAGAUGGAAUCUCCCAGAAGUAGAUCCAGAAACUAUGCAAACCAGUGAACCAUGGGUGUUUGCAGGUGGUGAUAUUGUUGGUGUGGCUAACACUACAGUGGAAUCAGUGAAUGAUGGAAAGCAGGCUUCUUGGUACGUUCACAAAUAUAUACAGUCACAAUAUGGAGUGUCAGUUUCUCCCAAGCCUGAACUACCUCUUUUUUACACUCCUAUUGAUCGAGUGGACAUUAGUGUGAAAAUGGCCGGAUUGAAGUUUAUAAAUCCUUUUGGUCUGGCUAGUGCAACUCCAGCUACCAGCACAUCAAUGAUUCGAAGGGCUUUUGAAGCCGGAUGGGGUUUUGCCCUGACCAAAACUUUCUCUCUUGAUAAGGACAUCGUGACAAAUGUUUCACCCAGAAUCAUCCGGGGGACCACCUCCGGCCCCAUGUAUGGCCCAGGACAGAGCUCCUUCCUGAAUAUUGAACUCAUUAGUGAAAAAACGGCUGCAUAUUGGUGUCAAAGUGUCACUGAACUAAAGGCUGACUUUCCAGACAACGUUCAGUCCUGUUCAAUGAGAAGAAAAGGAAAUAUAAGCCACCUGGACUGCAAAGGAGGAAGGAAACUGUCUUUACUCAUAGAGGACAUGAUUCUCUAUGGAAAUAAUUGGAUGUACUGAACCAAAAAAAAAAAUUGACUUACAAAAACGGGCAGCUAGCUUACAGGUUGUCGUUUUCAGAUUUUAUUUUUGGAAAAUAUCACAUGUAUGUUCUGUUUAUCUUCAUUAUUAAAAAUUUUGCCUCUCCCUUCAAUUUUGAACCACAGAUAAAUACCUAACUUACCUCAUCUUUGAAUUUGCUCUGCUGAAAUACUACUUUAGGUAAUUAGUGAGGUUAGCAAAGUUGCAAGGAUAUAAGAUCGACUUCUAAAAAUUGAUUGGAUUUUUACAUGCAAGCAAUCAACAAUUGGAAGUUGGAAUAAACAUAAAAUUUAUAAGAGUAGCAAAACCUGACGUAUGUAAGGCUGAAUCUGACAAAGACAAGAAAGCCAAGAACACCGAAGACCACAAUGCAUUGCUGAGAGAAGUUACAUACAAGCCAAGUACAGGGAGGGGAGACUGUGGCCACGUGUUCAUACAUCAGAGGAACAUUGUUGCUAAGAUGCCCUGUCUCCCCAUAUUUGCCUAGGGGUAAAAUGUAAUCUCAGUCAAAGGAUUAGCAGACUUCUAAAAACAGAAUUUAACAAGCUGAUUCAGAACUCAUACGGAAGUGCAAAAACUUACAAAACAACUCACAGUGAACCAAGUUGGAAAUCUAAAGCUUUUGGAAUUCAAGACAUUCUACAAUUACAGUAGUCAGGAUGGUACGGUAUUUGGCACAAAGAUAGACAGCAAUUAAUGCAGCUGAAGUCCUGCAGAAAACUCACAAAUCAGUUGUAUGAACAACUGAUUUUUGACAAAGUGUUAAAAGGCAAGUCAGUGGAUAACACAGUCUUUUCAAUAAAUGAUGCUGGAUAUAUUAGAUAUUUAUAUGCAACAAAGAGUAAACUUUGAACCGUAUUUCAUACAAUAUGUGAAACUUAAUUCAAAAUAUUUGUUAAAUGAAAUAAAAAACUGUCAGUCUUCUUGAAGAAAACAUGAGAGAAAAUCCUUGUGAACUUAGUUGUAAGUAUCUAUUUCUUCGAUUCUUAGCCAAAUCAUCAUCCUUGAAGGAAAAAAAUAGCAAGUGUGAUUUUGUCCAAAUUAAAAACAUUUCCUCUUCAAAUUCUUUGAAAAGAAUAAUGAAAAUACAAACCAGAGACUAGGAGAAAAAUUUCAAGUCACGUAUCUAAUAAAGACCUUAUAUCCAAAAUAUCCCCAAUAAAGAACUUUCAAACCCACUGAUGAGAAAACAAACAACCCUCCCCAUUCUAAGCAAAAUAUUUGACUACUUAAAAACCAAAGAGGAUUAUGGUUGGUAAAACAGCACAUGCAAAUGGCCUCAACUUUGUUAGUUAUAGGCGAAAUGCCAAUUAAAACUAAACAGAUAUACCACUAAAUAUCUUCUUUAGAAUGUCAAAAGUUUGAACGAUUGAUCAUACUGAAUAUGAGCAAGGGUGUGGAGCUAUAGACAUUCUCAAACAGCGUCAGUGCUAAAACUACUUUUGAAAUUAGUUUGGCAGUUUUUCAAAAGUUAAAUGUGUGAAUGUAUGCCUAUCAUAUGCUGCAGGGUUUUCACUUAUUGAUAUUUACUCAAGAGAAAACAAAACAUAUAUCCACAUAAACACCCAUGUAGGAAUGUUCAUAUAAGUUUUACUUGUAAAAAAAAAAAAACAAAACAAAACACUGAGACCAACUCAAAUUUCCAUCCACAGCUGAAUGGUUAAACAAACCGAGUUGUAUAUAUAUUAUGAAAUACUAUUCAUCAAUAAAAAGAAUGAGCUAUUAUAAAUACAACAAAAUUGACUAAGGUCAUAAUAAUUAUGUUGCGUGAAAGAAGCCAGGUCAAAUAAAGCAUAAAAAAAUCUCCGAAGAACAAAAUCCCAAGAGUUUAUAUUUUGAAAUGCCAUUAUAUAGCUCUAGAAAAUGUGAACAAAUAUAGUGACAGAAAGUAGAUUAAUAGUUGCUUCUUGAGUGGGAAGAAGGGGUUUUAAAAAACACAUGGAAACUUUUCAGUGAAAUAGAUGUGUUUAUAUCUUCAUAGCAAUGAUAGUCUCAAAGUUUAUCAAAUAUCAAAAUUUUGUAAAUUGUACAUUUUAAAUAUGUGCAAUUUAUCAUACAUUUUAUAUAGCAAUUUAUUCUGUUACAUUUUAUACAACAUAUAUAGGAUUACAUCAACAAAUCUGCUUAAAAAUAAGUUCAACUUAAAAUUAUAAUAGCCCUUUUUCUGGGAUAUGUCCUGGGAAUUAAUUCCAGGUUGGGAUGAAUGACUAAAACCUUGAUACCCAGAUCUUCAGUCCUUCCCCCAUUCUUCAGGCCACCAAUUAUUACCCUUUAGCACUUUGAUCAUCUUCACUUUGAUACCAAGGCAUGGGAAUUAACAUGAAGGUAAAAAUGACUUUAUGCUGUAUUAAGAAAUGAAAGAAAUGCUGGUUGGGUUCUUAAGCUUUGGCUUUGUGGGAGAUUAAAAUGUUGGUGGUUCGUGUCAUUCAGUAAAGGAAAAAUAUUGAGAAAAUCCAUCAAACCUUUUAGAAGAGCCAUUAUACAAGCAUUAACUGACUACAAUAUACUCUUUCUCAAAUUCCCCUUCAUUUUGUAAUUUGUCAGGCUGCCUUUUAGGUAAGAGUGUUGUCUCUCUGAAGUGGAAGUCUAGCAUCCAUGUAACACACUGAACCAUGUGAGGGUCCUUAAGGAUGGCCAAGAUUCAUUGACCUUAGACUCUUCCUUGGUUUAAAGUAGUUUAUGAGCAAGGCCAUGGAAGCAAGUUAUAAACUACACGUGUACCACAUAGUAAUCCUAUGUCAAAAAAUGAAAAUAAAGUGCAUAUUCAAAUAGCUAAAGAGGUUGUUAAGUGGACUUAAUAUCAAUUUGGUAAUAUUUCAUAUCAUUCAGCGUUGAGAACUCAACUUUAAUGUGUUUUUCUCUUAGAGGGUUGGGGAAACUAGGAGAGAGAAAAGAUAACAUAAAACUUUAACAAUUAUACUUUUCCCUCAACCUCUAAAAUUAUCUCUCUUCUUUUAUCUUGGAGACUUAUUUAAUCUGUUAAUUAAAAUCAAUUUUAGAAAAAUGCGUUCUGAGAAAAAAGCAUUCGUGAGACAUUUAAAUGUAAGAGGCAAGAUAGAGAUUAUUAUUUUAAAAAUUGCUUCCUUUUUAAACCAUUAUUUUUGGUUAGGUAGUUGAUUUUAGUAGAAUUUAAGACUACAUAUGUGACCCUCAAAAAUGACCCAAUUAGUUAUAAACCAUCUAAAAUGGGUCAAAGGAGACAUUGGACUACUAGUUUAAGCACUGUCACACCAAACAUUGCUAAAGUAAGACAAAUGAAGUCUACGUUAAGCAGAACAGUUACACAUGUGCGUAAUGAACCCUUUAAUUUACUGAAAAUUGUGUUCUGUGUGAUUCUUCAUUUUAAGAAACAAAAGUUAUGAGAAUACAGUUCAGAAUGAGGGCCAUUUUGGUCAGAUUAUAUACUAAUACUGGCGAUGGGUUGUUACCAUUUUAAUAGCAGAUAGAGAAAAAGCGGUGAAUGAAAUUCAACAGUAAAGAUGCAAUCAUAUUUUUACCAAUCUCUUCAACUAUCAACUUGUAUUUUAUAAUCAUGUAAGAGAGAAAGGGGAUUUUUUUCUUUAAAGGAAAGAAUGAAACAAAACCGAUACAAUUUCACAAUAAGCCUUUUCCCAAAGCAAGCCCUAAUUCUUAAGGGAAGUGGAAGAGGCAAGAAUUGACAAAGGUGUUUUACAAAUUGAAAAUGCAGUCAUUUCUUAAUUUUGUAUAGCCACUUUCAGUCUACAAAUUUGUAUGUCUCUGGAUUGAUUUCCCAGUAACCUCACAAAAAAAGUAUGCAUGUCAUCCCCAUUUAUUAAGAAUCCGAUAUCCUUCAGGUGAUAAGGAAUUUCCCAAUGUAAUUUUCAAGCUGUAAAUGGUAAGAUUUCAAAUUGAUGACAAAACGUUUGACUGAGCAGCCCUACUUUUUUGCUAAGAAGGUGUACUGCCUCCAGAAAAUAAAUAAAUAAAUCAGGCCCAUGGGUACACACUUGCAAUAGAAAAAUGAUUAUUUUUUUAAAGCAAGAGAUCAGCGUAUUUAAGAUUGUCCAUGUCUGAGUUACUUUUUCUUUUUACCCGAAUUUUCUUUUCCUUCUGGUGGAGGUGGUAAUGAGCAGAGAAAUGGGAAAGGUAAUCAGCCAGAGGGAAGAGAAGAAUCAAAGACCUAGAUAAUUCACAAACUGGAAAAUGAGCUCCUAACUAAUCAAGACUGGAUUGUAAAUAGGAUAGAAAGAAUUUAUGCAGCCCUGGUAUUAACCUGAAUAGCAUUUGUACCCAAUCCAAAGAAAGUAUUUGUGAAUUUCACAGUUGGUUAUUUUUCCUUCCUUUGAGAUUCUCUUUCCUGAACUAAUUAUCCAUUGUGUACAUGAAGCAAGGAAAUAACUUAUCAUUAAAGUCAUUUUUUGAGGUGAAUACUUCACUUUGCAUGUUGUUAAAAUGCCUAGAGCAUUAAUAAGAAAUG
Molecule: messenger RNA, 6573 nt
Organism: Nycticebus coucang (slow loris)
Lineage: Eukaryota; Metazoa; Chordata; Mammalia; Primates; Lorisidae
Gene: DPYD
Product: dihydropyrimidine dehydrogenase
Exons: 15
Coding region: 90-2114 (674 amino acids)
Biological process (GO): uracil catabolic process; thymine catabolic process
Cellular component (GO): cytosol; cytoplasm
Molecular function (GO): NADP binding; iron-sulfur cluster binding; dihydropyrimidine dehydrogenase (NADP+) activity
Source: RefSeq, a predicted model, not a curated record